Messenger RNA from Betta splendens (Siamese fighting fish), 3419 nucleotides. RefSeq names its product TEA domain family member 3 a (gene tead3a). Gene Ontology annotation, biological process: embryonic organ development; regulation of transcription by RNA polymerase II; hippo signaling. Gene Ontology annotation, cellular component: transcription regulator complex. Bases 493 to 1959 code for a protein of 488 amino acids. The record is from RefSeq and is a predicted model, not a curated record. The transcript is spliced from 14 exons. Gene Ontology annotation, molecular function: DNA-binding transcription factor activity, RNA polymerase II-specific; RNA polymerase II cis-regulatory region sequence-specific DNA binding. NCBI's taxonomy places the organism in Eukaryota, Metazoa, Chordata, Actinopteri, Anabantiformes, Osphronemidae.
UGUUCCCGCUGCCGCUUUGCUGAUUCAGAGCCUCCCGUGUCUCGCGGCGAGGUCCUCCCCGGUCUCCUCGCGCUCACUGGCGGCGAAUGAAAUCACUUUCGAGGCGUCUUUCGCACUUAGGUUGGAGUUUGUUGCCGUGUUAUUAGCCUAGAAGCUAACAACUAGCAUGUCAGCUCGAGUAUGUUAGCAGCGGCUUUUCUGUCCACGGCUACUGGAAGAUACCGUGUAAUAUAGCGUUAAAUUACACUUUAAAGCUUCCCCAAGUGUUUCAACGACCGCUGGGCUCGUUUUUGAGUCGAGCUGGAGCUCUUUUUCUCCUGGGACCUGAGGCAGAUUUUGCCAACUCACACUUGGCUAAACGACGUCCAACCCCUGGCUGUGAUUUGUUUUCCCUCUACAUGCUAACCUAGCAGCCGGGCUUCGUCGCUUGUUGUGCAAGUUUCAGCAACAUGUGAGACUGGUCUUACGGGUUCAAAACAAGCCAGGGGAGAAAUGAUCGUAAUAACGCCCCCGACGGAGGUGACUUUAGGUGAAGUUAGCACAAAGGCUUCGCUUCAUCGCUGGUUCCUUUCCUGUCCUGUGCGGGGUGUUGUGGCUGGAGCCGUCAUCAUUGCGUCGGAGUGGAGUUGCCGUGGAAGCCCUGACGGGGCUCAGGAGGAUGGUGGUAGCGGAGAUGGACUGGGGGAUGGGGCAGACCGUGGAUUGGAUGGCGACCCCGAAGGAGUGUGGAGUCCAGACAUUGAGCAGAGCUUUCAGGAAGCGCUGGCCAUCUACCCUCCAUGCGGCAGGAGGAAGAUCAUACUUUCAGACGAGGGGAAGAUGUACGGUCGAAAUGAGCUGAUAGCGCGUUAUAUCAAGCUGCGAACGGGGAAGACACGCACACGCAAACAGGUGUCUAGUCACAUUCAGGUUCUGGCACGUAAGAGGGUACGAGAAUACCAGGCGAGCAUCAAGGUCUCUAGUCACCUGCAAGUCUUGGCCAAGCGAAAGUCUCGUGAGAUUCAGUCUAAGCUCAAGGCCAUGAACUUGGACCAGGUAUCCAAAGACAAGGCGCUGCAGACAGUAGCCAACCUCUCGUCAGCUCAGAUUGUGUCUGCAAGUGUAAUGAAACCUCAGACUCCCUUCCCCCAACCAGUCAGAUUUUGGCCCGGCACUAUGCCAGGACAGCCUGGACAUUCUCAGGAUAUCAAGCCAUUUGCACAGCCGCCGUACACUACACUACCGGCCCCUGUCCCUGCAGCUAUCAGUUAUGAGCCCUUGCCUCCCCCUCGACCUGCCACUAUAGCAGCUCCUGUGUGGCAAGACCGAACCAUCGCUUCAGCAAAGCUACGGCUACUAGAGUAUGCUGCUUUUAUGGAGACCCAAAGAGAUCGAGAGACGUUUAAACACCUGUUUGUGCACAUCAGCCCGUCGAACCCGGGCUACACUGACCCUGUGUUGGAGUCCAUAGACGUGAGGCAGAUUUACGACAAGUUCUCUGAGAAGAAGGGAGGUCUGAAGGAGCUGUAUGAAAAAGGGCCACACAAUGCAUUCUUCCUUGUCAAGUUCUGGGCCGACCUGAGCGGUGACAUUGAGGAGGCUUCUGGUGCCUUCUAUGGGGUGAGCAGUCAGUACAGUGGAACAGAAAACAUCACGAUCAGCGUCUCAACAAAGGUCUGCUCCUUUGGUAAACAGGUGGUGGAGAAGGUUGAGACUGAAUACGCGCGUAUGGAAGGUGGGAAGUACAUGUUCCGAAUCCAGCGUUCACCCAUGUGUGAAUAUAUGAUCAACUUCAUCCACAAGCUCAAACACCUGCCGGAGAAAUACAUGAUGAACAGCGUGCUGGAGAACUUCACCAUUCUGCAGGUGGUGUCCAACAGAGAAACCCAGGAGACUCUGCUGUGCAUCGCCUUCGUGUUUGAAGUGUCCACCAGCGAACACGGAGCACAGUACCACGUGUAUCGACUAGUUAAUGACUAGCAGCACUUGCCGUGCUCGCAGAGACUCUAAAGACGUUUUGAUACAUCAAGCAUAAACACCAUUUUCAGCCCCGGCACACAGAAUCCUCACUUUCUUCUAACACAUACACUCUUAACAGACCAACAGUCGCACUGUAGUCACACCUAAUGUUUAAUGUGUGCUGCUGAAGAGCAUGCACACCUUCCUGCAAGAGCCCGGGACGUGGAUGCUAAAGUGAUUAACCAGGCAUUUGUUAUACAGUCCAAACAAGUGAUGUUCAUCAUAUAUGGUGGUACAUGUGGUGAGACACUAAAAUGAAAGCAGAGAACUUAAAACGCAGGUGUGACUGAUGUGAGGCGAGUUUGAAUAUAGGCUGGCAAACAAAUCAUUUAAUCAGUGUUACUAUAACGAUGCCACAAUAACUAUGUCUUCUAUGGUUUGUAUUCUCUCUACACAGAAUGAGCCGACAAUGCUGUAUUUCCAGUCACUGCUUUAAUCAUCAUUGCAUGAGCGAGCGCCUGGUUCUCCGCAGGCCGCCGCAGCGUAACAGUACAGAUGUGCAGGUUUGAAGUGAAGCGCGGGGUCACGGAGAGCCAGCCGCCGGCGCGUGUGUGUGUGUGCGUGUGUACGUUUGCUGUUUAAAGGUACAUGGUGCAGCAGGAGGGAGUGUGAUCAGGUCUCAAGAAGGCGAAACGUUUGCCUCACGGGAUGUUUUAACCAACUACAACAUUCACACUACAGCAGAAGAGAACUAAUUAUUUUACUGUGCGUUGACACAAUACUGUUUUUACUCCAACUGUGUGGGCUUGCUGCAGUAUUUCUACCUCCACAUGAGUUGGUAUAAGAAUGUGCUUUGGUUCAUAAAGCCUUAACCUGAGGAGCACUGAUGUAUAGGACAUAUACACUACACUUGUAAUGGUACAAUGUAUGAGGCCAAAACAAGGUUUAUAGACUCGAUUUUGUAAAGAUGAACUAUCUUUUGUAUUUUCACCAGCACAGCUCAAAGUGUUACACUAAGCAUAAAAUGGUGGGGUUUUUGUUUCUUAUUAAAUGUUUGAUGUAUACAAAGUGAUGUAUGGUACAGAUCACAGGAAGGUCAGCCACCGUGCACUGAGGUAGAUUUUUAAAUGAUGACACUAACAAACCAUCCAGCUCGCACCUGUUUUAAUGUUUUUAUGUAAGGUUGUGGAUUGUUGGUACACGUGGCUACCAGCGUUUUUAUAGUAAUGUAAUGUAAUGUCCGCUCCUCGCAGGACUAUCUCUAACCAUGUUUUUGAAUUUUUAACAAAGAGACUUCUGAUUUUGAUUUAAAUAAGAGAAACUGUCAAUCUUGGAAUUUCACACCGUCUCUUUAAUUGCUUUCCUGUCAGUGAACGCUGGUUGUUUGCACCUCGUCACUUCUUUGUCCAAAUCUACUCAUCGAAUCCAAUCUGUGCCUUUUUUUUGUUGUUGUACCAAUAAAGUCACAUAGUGUGUGCAGA